CCGAACUCGGAUUCUACCCGCGCGAACCUGCCCCCCCACCGACCACCCCAGGUGGAGUCACCCCUGCAUGGACAAACAAACCCGCCCUUGACGAGCCUGGAUAGGAGAGCUGGCCUACUUGAAGAAAGGAGCAAUCUGGGAACGGCCGGUGGAGAUGCGGGAUCCAAACCCGAACCUCCCUUCUUCACAACUUUGCCAAAAGAGAUGGAUCGAAGAAGCCCGGACUCGGUGGGCAAUCUGCGGUUGCCUUCGACAGACCCAAUCACAAGCCAAACGCAGACCGGACAUCAAGCACAACCAAUUCAUGAGAUUGAAUUGAGCAAUGGCACAGAUGACCAUCAGUCUUCACCCGCUGAGAAUAACGUCUCCGCCACAAGUUUCAAUGGUCUGGAUGGCACAUCCCUUGAGAUGAAUCAUGCCCCGGCAGAUGCGCGACCUAGCGCCGGCCAGGGCUUGGCAAUUGACGAGUUGGGCCAGCUAUCUCUGCCAGCAGAUGAUGGAAUGAGCUUAUUGAGAAAUAAAAUACAUGCGAUACAACGCCAAGAACUCAGGAAUAGCGAGAAGGCCCGAAAAAUUCAUGACUUGAUGACAGAAAGCUACAAUUCCUCCCGCCCACUACCGCCGCAUUCUCCGACCAUGUCCUCCCCCAUUAUUGAGGCUUCUAAAAUUACGACCUCUCCGGCAGGAAGACCCUCCGCGAAGUCGACUAUCAUGCACUCGCCCACAUCCACCCCUGAACAGGACACCCACUUCUUGCUAACCCCCGAAGAUCUGCAACCGACCUACGUCCCCAAGCUCGAAUCCGAAUCAGCCGCAGCGGAAGCAGCUGAAACAGCUGAGUUGGCUGAUGAGGAUCCGGAUACAGAAGAGCUCGAUGAAGCGAUACUCGGCUGUGAACACUAUAUGCGCAACGUCAAACUUCAAUGUUUUACUUGCAAGAAAUGGUAUACAUGUCGCUUCUGCCAUGACGCACAUGAGGAUCAUAAUCUGGUUCGUCGGGAUACUGAGAACAUGCUGUGUAUGCUGUGUGGACACGCGCAACCGGCAGCACAGAAUUGCCGACACUGUGAAGAGCAAAGCGCCCAAUAUUACUGCGAUAUAUGCAAAUUGUGGGACAAUGACAGCAAGAAAAGUAUCUACCAUUGCAACGAUUGCGGCAUUUGUCGGAUUGGCCAGGGACUUGGAAGGGACUUCUUUCACUGCAAGGUAUGCUCCCCCCCCUCCCCAUCCUUUCCACAUUCUAUCGCUUACGAGAGGCUUAGACAUGUUGUCAAAACAAUCACCAACAUGGAGUCGACUUUCCGGAAUUUGGAUCGUACGAUUGAAGGGCAGCCCAUGCCAGCUGAGUUCAAGGAUACCAAGGGUCUCAUCUAUUGUAACGAUUGUGGGGCCAAAUCAAUCGUGAAGUACCACUGGCUGGGCUUGAAAUGCGACUUGUGUGAAUCAUACAACACAGCUCAAAUCCGGUUGUUGCAAGGGGACGCAUACAGCUUGCUCGAAGAAGAAAGGCUAAGGGACGAAUCAUCCCAAUAUCAGUCACCACAAACUGCGAAUGAAGAACCAGUGACAUCGCUGGCAUCUUUGCAUCUGAGCACAAGCCCAAUUCACCAAUCACAUCUUGACGUACCGGUGUCUGCUGGAUCUGACCGACGCUUUGUAUCCUACAAUAUGACUCAUGGCCGAGCAAUCUCACCCGUGGUCGGUAACUACUUUGGUUUGCCUCCUGAGCGCGAGUCCGAAAGGCCAAGCUCCUUGCCCUUCUUCGGGAAAACCGGUCCGUCUAACAAUAGUGAAUACGGAGCACUCAACUUUCUCAGCAAGAAACUUCGUGAUCGUUAUGGGUUCCUCGCCGGAGAUGCCGCAGCAGCUGAUGGGAUAUCGGAAGCCGAAGAGGAAGAUGAUGCCGAGUCUUCAGAAAGCUCAGUCCCCGACGAGGACGACGGUGAUGAAGAAGAAGAUGAUGAUGAUGAUGAGGAUGAGGAUGAGGUGGACCAUUUGGACAUUUUUGGUCAUCGAUGA
Messenger RNA from Penicillium chermesinum, 2019 nucleotides. RefSeq lists its product as uncharacterized. The transcript is spliced from 3 exons. Gene Ontology annotation, cellular component: nucleus. NCBI's taxonomy places the organism in Eukaryota, Fungi, Ascomycota, Eurotiomycetes, Eurotiales, Aspergillaceae. Gene Ontology annotation, molecular function: zinc ion binding; ubiquitin protein ligase activity. The record is from RefSeq and is a predicted model, not a curated record. The annotation marks the transcript as partial. Gene Ontology annotation, biological process: ubiquitin-dependent protein catabolic process; protein ubiquitination.